AUGCCGAAUUCAAGAAGUCAAGGAUUUAUCGUCGCAGAAUUCUACGAUGGUAUUCAAGUAAUACCAAAAAUUUGGCUACAAAGUGAGGAUUUAUGUAAAUAUCCCUCGCAUUAUAAAACAGAUUUUAGAAUUCGGAAGGCAGUUGAAAAAGAGCAAGUACCAACUUCUGAUUGGACUUCCUUUAAAAUUGAUCGGAUUUUUGGCGAAUAUUCGUCUUUAUGUAAGGCCGAUGAGAAAGCCAAACAAGCACUCUAUACGUCAGAUAUGGAUACCGAUAAAGAAGCAAAUAGAAAAGCCAAUAGAAAAAAUAGAGCGAGAAAAGAUAUAUUCUCAUCCGAAAGCGAGGAAGAAUCGUCAACAGAAGUUAAUUUACCAUCUCCUCCACGUCCUCCUGCAAAACGUCAACGACUGCACGAUGAAAAUGAACCUGGAAGUUCAUCCAUUACAUGUUCUGGAGAUUCUGCGAAAAGAUACACCGAAUCAGGAAAGCUCCCAAACUCGAGUACAUCUCGAAUAGACGAUACUUCGUGCGCAAGAAACAAUAAUGCUAUAGAUCUUACAAAGGAAAAUGAAGAGAAUGUAUCGAUAAAUCAGCACGUGGAGGAAAUCGGCCUGGAGCAUUUGAAGAGAUUAACGAGAGAAAUAGCUACUGUAAAAUAUGAUAUAAGGCAAUCGCUUACCUUGUUGGAUAUUUUAGUUAAAAGGACAAAUACGGAAACCGAAGUAAGGAACACGGCGAUUUCUUUCGAAGGCGCUGAAGACCGAUUUCCGUUGCAAACUGCAGAACAAUUAAUGGAGGUGGAGGAGAUAUUGAAACACCGUGAUUCUCAACAUAAUGCUGCAAUACGCGCAUACAUCAAAUCCAUCGGAGGAACUAACGUCACUGAUGCCGUAAAGAGGACUUUGUACAAAUUAUUCUCAAAUAAAUUGGCGGAGAGAUAUAAUUGGGAAGGCCGUUGUGGAAAGGAACCAUUACGUAAUUUGGAACUAAUAAAAGUGAUUUUCAGCUGCGUACUUCAGAAUAUCCCGGAUACCGAUCACGGCAAAAUCCAGCGAAGGAUUAUGGAAUGGUUCCGACAUUCAAAGGCGAGACAUCAGAAUGAGGAGAAGCGAAAAACACAAGGUGACGUUGGAGACAACGCUCCUGCAGAGAGCAUCGACGGCGAGAAUUCAAGGCCACCGGCAAAGGAGAAGACCUUGGAGUACAGGCGACUCGGCACAGGAACCAAGGGGGUACGCACCGGGCAUGGCGAUCAGGCGACGAAGUGCGCACGAGUUGAGCACGUGGCCGCGCGCAAGGAUUUACGGGUGCCGCCAGGGACGCGGCAAGGAAGGCUGGCGCAGGAUCUGAGGCCCGCGAGGAUCAACACGGCUGGCGAUUUCCCCAGGGCCCGGGACCAUUGCCGAAAGCUGCCGGGACGAGCUGGCCAAAUUGUCCCGGAUUGA
Messenger RNA from Wasmannia auropunctata (little fire ant), 1446 nucleotides. RefSeq lists its product as uncharacterized. Lineage: Eukaryota; Metazoa; Arthropoda; Insecta; Hymenoptera; Formicidae. The record is from RefSeq and is a predicted model, not a curated record. The coding region runs from base 1 to 1446 and encodes 481 amino acids. The transcript is spliced from 7 exons.